AUGGUCAAGCAAGGACACAGCAGCCCAACAGAAAAGAAAGAGGUCCAGCACGUUGAGUGCAAGGCAUCCAGCUUGGGAGGUGUCACGUUGCUGGACCUGCAACGUGAAGGAGAGUCCAGGAAGCGUUGGGAGAAAGGGGCAGCAGGCCCAACUAUCUUCAUUCACGCUUCCAGCAACACGGUCCAGCUUGGGAGGUCUUCGUCCAGCAAGCAGCAUCCAGCUUCACCAUGGCCCACCACACGUCCACGCUCACGAUCCAAACAGCUCCGGUCCAGUAGAAGCCUUCAAGUCCAGCAGCUUGGAGGGAGCGUGCAGCUUUCUAGGAGCAUCUCGGUCCAACACAAGCAGCUUGGAGAGCAAACAGAUGGCAGCAGGGGCCCAUGGAAAUUAAGUGGAGUGCUGAUUUUAUUUGGUGAUGGAAGUGGAGUCAAAGAAGGCACACACGGACAUCAUUUUCCGAGCAGCGGUGCACGCAGAAAAUACACAGUCCAGAAGCAAGCAGGUCCAGCAGCUGUGAAGACGUGGUGCUUGAGAGUUUGGAGGUGCACGAAGAAGCAGCCCAGUAGCACACAUCUAAGGGCUUCACGGGGAAGUUGGUCCAGAGGAAUGGGAGAGAAGAGGGCGUGCGUAGGAGCCGCGAGGAGCACGUUGGUGGAGGAAGUAGGUGGUGUGCGGAAACGGGGAGAAGGGAAGAAGCAACAACACAUGAUUUCAAAUGGAGAGAAGAAAUGAAUUUACUUUCUUUUAAAAGCCACGGUCAAGCUACUUGAUGAAAUUUUGCUGGGAGAAGUGAAGCGCGGUGCCCCUUGCCACAUAUUAUAUCAUAGUAUAUUCACCUUUCAUUUUGGAAAAAGGAGGCAAUUGUUCAGGGAAUGAAGAAGAAGUGCCCACGUCUGCAGCGUCCAGAGAAUGGGUUUUCGUUCAUAUUUUUUAUAUAUUAUAUAUUAUUAAAAUUUUGCUUUAUUGUGAUGAUAUUCAUUUAAAGCUGCUGCAACGUGCAUUUCAAGUUAGCUAAGUUAUGAUAUUCUCAUUUCCAACCAAAGUGCAAUUUACAAGCUUUAUUUCAACGUGCAUUUAAUUUUUU
Molecule: messenger RNA, 1084 nt
Organism: Vigna angularis (adzuki bean)
Lineage: Eukaryota; Viridiplantae; Streptophyta; Magnoliopsida; Fabales; Fabaceae
Exons: 3
Coding region: 1-732 (243 amino acids)
Source: RefSeq, a predicted model, not a curated record